CAAAGCGUUAAAUCGAUGAUGAAAAUGAGUGAGGACGAGUAAUGGAGUAAAUGUUUCAGCUCUAACUGUAACCAUGUGCUUUAUCAGCAGUUUAUUCACACCUGCUUCUACACUAUUUUGCUGUGUCUUUUGUUUUAUUUCUUGUAUUAUUUUGUUGCAGGGUUCUCACUCUCUGGUAUCCUGCUAGUGUAUCCUUGUGUUGCUGUGUUUGUGUUCUCCUCACAAACCUUUCCUUUUCACUCCACCCAUCUAUGUUGCCUUCCACUCCUCUCUUUAUUGGUCCCCACCUUCUUCCCAAAGCACCUCCUCCUCCUCUUCUUCCUCCUCCUCCUCCCCAGCACCAGCACCAGAUGACCGGAGCACUCCUGAGUCCUCAGUCCACUCUCUCCUCCUGUGGCGUGAGUGAGAGUCCAGCAGACACAGUGAAGCCGGCGCGCUCGUCUGGACUCACAGUGGAGAGUGAAGGCCAGAACAUGGCUUCUGAAAUCCCAGCGCUCCCUCAGUCCAUCAGCCCUGCGACUGGCACUGUCUUUUCUGACCAGUCUGGCUUUUACUCUCUGGACCACAACGUGCCAGGUCUGUCCAAGACCAUUCUGAACAAGCUCAACAUGAAAGACUAUGGAGAGUACAGGGCUGCCUUGGAGGGAAAAGCGAAAGGAACGUCGUUCCGCAACCACAAGGAGAUGUUCCAGAAGAUGGAGGAGACAUUUAAAUUCUGCGCAGGCUGCAGCAAACUGCCUGAGCACCUCACUGAGGGACAGUGUCUGAAACGCUGCGUGAAGUGCUUGAACGUGUACUACUGCACCAAGGACUGUCAGAAAAAAGACUGGCCUCAGCAUAAAAAGGUCUGCAAGACGCUGCGUCUGGUGGCCAUCGACAGACUCGUGGAGUGGCUGACGUUCACAGGUGACCUUCCGCUGCCCGCUCAGCCGUGGUCUAAGUCGGCCGCUGAGGUGAAGAACUGGGACGACUGGCUCCUCAUGAGGGAGGACCUCACGCCACGUCUGGCCGCCAUUUUGUCUGGAACCAAGAUGGAAUCCCUGUGGGAAAAUGUCAGCAGGCCACGACCGGACGAUGCUGACCUGCAACAGUCGCUAUGGCGACUUCAGAGCGUGUUCCUCUCUCGCGUUCUCACUGUUGGGAUGGCCGUGCAGCUCUUUGGCCUGGAUCCACGCAGCAAGCCCCUCACUGUUCAUGUAGUAGGGGUAUCCCAUAAUGAGACUAUGGGAGCCAGGCUGACUGACUAUGACGAGCUGAACCACAUGUUCCCCGGACAUGAGGGCAUUGAGAUAGUGAUGGUGGGACCAGAGGUGGUGAAUGGUCCCAUCAUGAGGCCGCCGCUCAGAGCAUUUGGUCCCAGGAAGAGGGUCUACAUUAGUGCCAAUAAGGGUCUCUAUCAUCAAUUCUGGGAGGAGCUGGUGGAGAAAGAGGAAGCAGCUAAGCCAGACCUGGUGGUUGGAUUUCAUCCCGGGUUCCACGCUCACCAGGGCCUGAUAGAAGGCUGGCUGCCCACCCUUCUGUUGCUCAGAGAUUAUAACAUCCCUUCCUUCUUUACCAUGUACAGUGAGACGGAGCUCAAGUCCUCACUGCAGAUUCUGCUGGAGCUGGAGAUGCACAUCAGGGAGAGUGGCUCAAAUCCAUUCACAUCCCAGAAACCAGAGCAGGUCCAGUCUUGCCCCAACAAAACCCCAGUCUACUGCAACUCUCACUACAUCAGUUUCCAGGGACUGCUGCCACAAGAGGACACGGACAACUGACUGAUCUCCAUAACAACAAUCUUCUGCAACAAUGAUUGAUGACAGACAUCACUCAAAGCUCAAUAUGAAGAACAACACCAGUGUUUCCCAAACUAUCAGGAUACAUUCUUACAAGAGCAAAGUUGUGCAUAAUGUAACGACUCAUCUACAGCCGUAUCUGUGCGGUCAAUAAAUUCAAACUUCAUCUUACCCCACAAUAAAAUCUCCUCCGACCCAUCGAUGGGACAUGUGAAUAUUUUAUUUUCACAUUUCAGGUUAGGGAGAGAGAAAAAA
Solea senegalensis (Senegalese sole) is the source of this 2030-nucleotide messenger RNA. Its product is annotated as putative protein MSS51 homolog, mitochondrial. Bases 252 to 1757 code for a protein of 501 amino acids. Lineage: Eukaryota; Metazoa; Chordata; Actinopteri; Pleuronectiformes; Soleidae. The record is from RefSeq and is a predicted model, not a curated record. The transcript is spliced from 7 exons.